GUUUUAACCGGAAAUAAACCACCUUGGAAUAUUUGAAAAAAAUGGCGGUUUGAUUUCUCUGUUGUUAUUCUUUCAAAACACUGCCAAAAAAUGUCAAAUAUCGAGAAAUUAUUCGAAGAUUUAUGUGAGUUUGAAGCAUGUCACGCUCGAACGACAAUAAAUUCUGCAACUGCUGAAAAACUUUUUGAAUUAAUGUAUGGAAUUCGUAAAAAGAUGGAGGAAUUGGACAGUUUGAAAAAUGCUGCUAGUGAGGUUAAGCAGAACGUUAGCGAGUUGAUGAAUGACGUUGAAGAUAGCAUUGAUACCGAAACCACUUCGCUAGAGAGAAGUGGCGAAAGUUUAACGCAAUUUAAAAAUUCGCAUGAGAAGCAGAUCGAAGCAUUAAAUCGAGAUUUAAUUGCGAAAAACGAUGAAAUAAAUAUCAGAAAAGGAAAAAUACAAGCAAAUGAAGUCAAAUUGAAAAGAACUCAAGAGUUUACCGUCAUUUUAAAGAGAAUGUAUGAACUUUUAACGAAAACGCGCCUAGAAUAUGCCAAGAACGGUGAAUAUCGGGGUCUUGCUAUAAGCAAUGGGAAAAUAAGGCCUUUCGAUAUUAACAUGAAAGAACACAAGGAGGAGUAUAUGUCAGAUCUCUUAUGGAACACUAUCAUUGAAUAAGGCCCAAAACUUUUUUACUUUCUACUUUUAUAUUAAAAACAAAAGUUAUUAAUUUUUAAUCAAAAUUUUUUAAAUACACUAAGCCUAAUCUUCUGUAUAAAAUAUUAAUAUUUACAACAAUGCCCUAAAUCCUCCUUGUAAACUCAUGGUCGGUUAGUAAACUGUACACAAGCGCCAUCUAUCGUAUAAUUUAGUAAUAACAUGAACUGGAAAAGUAGCUGGCGUGGAGAAGAAAAAUAAAUAAUCUGCUAUAAUCUGACUUGACAUUUGGAAUUUAUAAAGCUUAGGCAAGCGGUAUAUUCUGAUAGUUCUAUCUCAUACAAAAUAUUCUUGAUGAAAGAUUAAAUGCAAAAGUCGAAAUGUAUUCGGGAAAACUUUUUAAUACAUAAGAGUAUGGCAUUAAUUUUUAAUUGAAUGGAAACUUAACGUGCAAAUUUUUCUCAACACACUGAAAUAAAUAAAUAAAUAUGUAUAUAAAUAUGCAUAGAUUAAAAUAUACACAUAUAAAUUAUUAUAUACAUUGUAUAAAUAGAUUUUUACGCUCCAAAAUUAAUACUUAUUUUUUUUUUUAUAAAAAAAAAUAUAUAUUCUUUAGCACCUUAUUCUUAGUAACCAAACGAAUUCAUGCAUAGUAAACGGGUAGUUCUUUUUUUUUAUUAUUUCUUUUUAGGUACAGUGCAUAAAAAUGUUAAGUGCAUUUAUAUUUUCAUAUGCGUGUAUGUUUAUAUUUAUAGUGUACAUAUAAUAUAUAUAUAUAUAUAUA
This is a messenger RNA of Dimorphilus gyrociliatus, 1420 nucleotides long. The record is from the annotation of a GenBank genome assembly. NCBI's taxonomy places the organism in Eukaryota, Metazoa, Annelida, Polychaeta, Dinophilidae.